Messenger RNA from Drosophila grimshawi, 603 nucleotides. RefSeq lists its product as uncharacterized. The record is from RefSeq and is a predicted model, not a curated record. The transcript has 2 exons. The coding region runs from base 1 to 558 and encodes 185 amino acids. NCBI's taxonomy places the organism in Eukaryota, Metazoa, Arthropoda, Insecta, Diptera, Drosophilidae.
AUGAUCCAGUUGCGCAUUUUCUGCUGGUCAGCCUUAUUUGCAAUUAAAUUGCUGCUAAUUCUGAAUGUUUACCCAAGUCAAGCAGAACGAUAUGUGGAGUUUAAGAAUGCCAGUUCUACGUUCAAUCCGAAAUAUUUCAAGAAUUUUACAAUCUACGUUAUAAAUCAAACGCUCAACUUGGAUAUGGAUGUGAAACUACCAAUUCAGAGGGGGUUUAAAGUCCAUGUCGACUAUCAACUGCGCGUGGCCAAUGCGAAAAACUUUCAAACGCUCUUCAGCCACAACAUCGACUUAUGCGCCACAGUUAGUAAUGUUAAGGAAGGUUUGCUCAAGAGCUGGUUCAAGAGCAUGACAAAACACGGCAACUUCAUGCACAAUUGUCCCGUGGAGGUGGGACAUUAUUAUUUGCACAAUUGGAAAAUGGGCACGACGAUGACGCAUCAGUUUCUAUAUCCUGGAGAGUAUCGUGGCCGGGCCGAUUUUUUUUAUGGCAAGUACAAGACCAAAACAGAAGAGCGAACGCUCUCCUUUAUUCUGGAAGCAGUUCUGCACAGCUAAACCAGAGCGUCUAUGGGUGGUAAUUUCUCAAUCAGAGUGCGCCUC